Messenger RNA from Hansenula ciferrii, 696 nucleotides. RefSeq lists its product as uncharacterized. The record is from RefSeq and is a predicted model, not a curated record. Lineage: Eukaryota; Fungi; Ascomycota; Saccharomycetes; Phaffomycetales; Wickerhamomycetaceae. The transcript has a single exon. The coding region runs from base 1 to 696 and encodes 231 amino acids.
AUGCCUAAAGAACCAUUUUUAGGAAUCUUGCAAGUUAACACCACUUUCCAUCGUCCUCCAGGUGAUGUAGGUAAUUUAUCAACAUGGAACAUCCCAAUAAAAAUCAAGAUUGUUGAAGAAGCUUCAGGUGAUGCUGUUGUUAAGACUUCAAAGAAUUAUUCUGAUGAGUUUGUAUCACAUUGGAUUAAAGCUGCUAAAGAAUUUGUGGAUGAAGGUGCCAUUGCUCUUAUAACAUCUUGUGGAUUUUUAGCUACAAUUCAUCCAAGAUUACAAUCUGAGAUUCCAAUUCCUGUGGGUACUUCUGCUUUAUUACAAAUACCAAUUGCACAAGCAUUAAUUCAUCCCAAAAAGAAAUUGGGGAUUAUAACUUUUGAUGCUGAUAAUUUAGGCAAAGAACAUUUGAUAGCCGUUGGUGUUGAUUAUGAUGUUCCAAUUGUUGGUGUUAAAAGAGGUGGUGAAUUUCAACAAAUUCUCAGAAAGGGUAAAGAAUACGAUUUUAAGGCAAUAGAAACUGAAGUAUUAGAAGCAGUUGAUACGUUGAUUCGAAAUCAUGAUAUUGGAGGUAUUAUUUUGGAAUGUACUAAUAUUCCACCAUUUAAAAAUGCUAUUUAUAAGAAGACUGGAUUACCAAUUUGGGAUAUUAUUACACUGGGUAAUUAUCUUUAUGAAGUUUCAUUACCUAAAAAUUAUAACUAG